Molecule: messenger RNA, 2710 nt
Organism: Cryptococcus amylolentus CBS 6039
Lineage: Eukaryota; Fungi; Basidiomycota; Tremellomycetes; Tremellales; Cryptococcaceae
Exons: 6
Coding region: 187-1941 (584 amino acids)
Source: RefSeq, a predicted model, not a curated record
GGUCGGCCACUUGACGUCAGCCCGUCUCAGCACCUCAUCUCGUGGCAUCGCAUCUGUACGUCACCGGCAAGACGUCAUGUGCGAGGCCUGCUGCUCUAUAUAUACCCCUCCCCCAAUCUCUCCUCUUCUCCACCUUCUCAACAAGACUCUUAUACUGUAUCUCUACUCGAACGAUUAACAACCAUAAUGUCCAACACCAUCAACAACGUCGAACGCAAGAUCGAAAACACCUUCUCCAGUGGCCAGCCUGGCACCACCGGUAGGGAACCCUUCGAGGACUCUUCCACUUCUAUCGGCGGCAACACCGGCACCGGGCAGUACGGCUCUGGGACAAAUACCCACGGUUUGGGCAACACCUCAAGCCUUGGCCAGGGUCAGACUGGAGGUGCCUACGGAUCUUCAGGCCAAUCAGGUCUCGGUCAGACUACCUCUUCAAACUAUGGAGGUGACAAUUUGGGCAACACCUCAAGCCUUGGCCAGGGUCAGACUGGAGGUGCCUAUGGGUCAUCAGGCCAGUCAGGUCUCGGUCAGACUACCUCUUCAGGCUAUGGAGGUGACAACGUGACCGGUAUCGACUCUCAACACAACCAAGGAGUCGGCGCUGGAUCGACCGGUCUUCACUCUGGAUCAGGCGUCGGCCCCAACACUACUAGCGGUUCGGGCCUCGGCCACACUUCGUCUACAGGUCAGGCCGGCUCAACCACUUCUGGUUCUCACCACGGCACCGGAACAGGCCUCGGAGCGGGCGCUGCUGCUGGCGGAGCCGCGUACGAAGCCGAGAAGCACCUCGGCAAGGGCGGCCACAACUCCUCUUCGACAGGGGCCUCCCAUGGCAACACUCUUCCAGAACAGCAACAGUUUAGAAAUGAGUCCUCGAAUCCUUCUGGUACGGGUUUGACUGGAUCCCAAGGCGUAUCGGGCCUCGACUCUAGGCAGCAGGGCUCUCUCAACCAAGGCACUACCGGCACAAACUAUGGUUCAGACUCUACCAACAAGCAUCAUGGAGCAGGACUCGCUUCGGGGGCUGCUGCUAGCGGCGCUGCCUACGAGGCCCAGAAGCACGGCAAGCACAACACGUCCGACACUGCCGCUGGCACUCGCGAUGUCUCUGGAACAUCUGGGGCUCACGGAUACAACGCUCAGUCUUCCAACGUCGCGGGUCACGGUUUGACUGGCGACAACAAGACUCACUCCUCUACCCAUGGGUCACACACUCACGGGUCUGGCAACCACAGCUCUGCAGGCAAUGUUGCCCGAGAAGCUGAGCGAGAGGGCUCUCAUGCUCACCACUCGGGAGCCGGCAAGAACGCUGCUGCCGGUACCGCCGCAGGGGCAGCCAGUGGCGCUGCUGUCGGUCAUCAUGCGUCGAACACCCACGACCGAUCCACUACCUCUUCCGACCCUACCUCCACCCAGGCUCCCGAGCAGUCUCACGAAGGUGGUGGUUCUAACGGCUUGGGUACCCACGCUGCCGACUGCUCUGGCGGCCCUCAUGACUCGACCCACCACAAAGUUUUGCCCGGAAACCAACCCGGAUCGGGGCACACGGGACAAGGUGUGUCUGGAGGCACGCGUACUGCAGGCGAAGGAGCUUCCACCGACAAGGUCGGCAAGCAAGGUCAGAACGCGGCCGCCUACGAGAGGUCGACUACCGAGGGCCCCGUCACUGGCGGCGCUGCGGGUACCGACCGCUUCGACACUGACAAGUCGUCUUCUUCUCACGGGGGUGUGAAGGGAGCUGCUGCCGGAGCGGCAGCAGGCGCAGCGGGAGGGGCCGCCACUGGCCACCACUCUGGAUCGCACAACCAAACUGGCUUGACCGGAUCGGGUACAGGCAAGACCCACAACUACGAUGGGACUACCGGGUCUCACUCGGGUUUGAGCGGUUCUGAGGACCCCAGCAAGCAGCAGUCUGGCGGCGCCAAGGGUAUUGUAAGUUGAACUGUAUCUGGAGUCGAAUUUUUGCUCAACUCUAUCAGUUUACCACGAGUGACAAGGACUUUACCAACAACGAACGUCUCGGCAAGGGCGCCUACGAAGACAGCAACGCCGCCGUUCAGAACAACACGUCUGGGCCCGGUGGCAACCCUGCUUUGACUGGACGCGAGGGCAAUUCGCGAACCAACCCCGUCUCUGGCGAGACCGGCCUUUCCCACACAUCUUCUUCCCACACUUCUGGUCACCAUGGAACGGCUACUGGAGCGGGUGUCGGAGGAGUUACUGGAGGUGCGGCCUACGAAGCCAACAAGCACUCUGGAAACCAUGGUACUUCCACGGGUUCUUCUGUCCCCGGCCAAUACCCCUCUUCUACCACAGCUUCGUCCACUGGUGGCGUUCAUGACUCUGCUGGUCACCGAGCCGGUGUGGUUGGCGGAGAUGGCACAACCGCCACGAACGCCUCGUCUGGGUACGGACAGGGUGCGCAAACCGGCCAGUACACUGGGACUCAGUCCACAGGCACUACUACCCCCUCUACCGGGGCGACCGGUACUUCUGGCCACUCCACCACUGCUCAGAACGUCGAGGCUGCUGAGGAAGACAGCACCCAGAAGAAGGGGUUGAUCGAGAAGGUCAAGGAAGCCAUUCUUUAAGUAUGAUCAUUUUGUAAAUCUAUGACUUUGUAGUGGACUCGUCCUCGUUGAAUCGCAAACAAUUAGCCAAACAUGUAGCUAGUAAUAACAGAAAAAGAAUGUAUCAGCUGCCGAAUAUG